UUUUUUUUUCUAAGCGCGAACGUAAACCGGAAAAGAAACGUUGAACUCAAGAGUUUGGGCCAAUAGAAGAGAUGCAGGCUACCGGUGGUCAGAGCAGCUGGUUCAGAUUGUUUUCUGCUAUGAUUGGACACUGAUUGAGUAGAAAUGAACGCAAGGAGAAGAGGUGGGAAGCCCAACAGAGGAGGUGGAAGAUUUAAUAAACGAGGAGGAGGAGGAGGAGGAGGAGGAGGAAAUCGGAAAGGAGGAACCAGGCUCUGGGAUGACGGGGAUGAUUUCAACCUUGAUUUUGGACCCUCUUAUUUCAGCAGAUCAAAUAAAGGACGAGGUGGUGGCGCCCAUGCUGGUGGCAGGGAUGGUGGUCGAGGAGGAAAGAAAGCUAGAGAUCGAGACCGAAAUGGGAAAAGUAGUAGCAAGGCUCUGCCAAGGUCCUUGACGAGUACCAGGAUGCACUCAAAGGUCAGUGAAUGCAUCAGACCAGAGGUGAGCAGUAUGCCGUUGCAGAAGAUCUUCAUGACUAAUGCGAACCAGGAACAACUCAAGGAGUUGCUGAGGAUUUUACAGACACAGGACUCUGAUGAACUGUAUGAUGAUUCUGGUUCAGAUUAUUCCGGGCUAGAUGAGGAGGAAGAAGAGGAAUUUGAUGAAUUGGAUUACCGUGAGGAAGGCCAGUUUUGGGCCACAAAUGAUGAGCCUGUGCAGAAAGCAGAGAGCCCAACAUUUGACCUAGAAUAUGAGGAUGAACAGCCCAGCCCUGAACCUGUUAUCUCCUUAUUUGCCAUAGGAAAGCUCUGCAGAUAUGGUUUUGACAGGGAGCGCAGCAAACAGGCGCUGGAAGCUGGUGGAGGAGAGUUUGGGGCAACUUUGGAACAGCUCCUCCAACAGAUUUUCACUGAGCGCUAUGGUCAGAAAGCAGUUUCCCCUGAUGGACUUGAUGAGGUGCCUUUGGAUGAGUGUGUAAACCAAAAGCAGGAGGAGGCCUUGGCUCUAGCUGCUAUUUAUGGCGAUCGCUUCAGUGAGCGCAUUGCCAAUGCUGUAUGGACAGUAACCCUGGACCUGUCGUUCCUCUCACGAUCUCCUGUUAAGAAAGGAGGAGUGGUAGGUGGAGGAGCUCCAAACAUCGGUGACAUCUGCAAAUUCUACAUGAAAGGUCAAGGCUGCCGCUAUGGAAACAAAUGUUGGUUCAAACAUGAAUUUCCCAAAAAAGACAUGUCUGAGGCUGGUUCCUCGGACCUGAAAGGCCCAGGCCAGCCUGGUGUCAGCAGCUAUUCUCCUCCUGAGUAUGAGCUGGAAGUUCGUUUCCCCAAAGGGAACCGUUACCCUUUUCAAGCACCAAUAGUUGCCUUCAGUACCAAUGAUGAGUCUCUCUGCGCUGCGGGGAGGCUCCAUGUGACUGAGAGAUUAUUUGGAGAGGCAUUGUCUGCAGCAGAAAGCAACCAGCCUGUUGUUUACACCCUGAUAACCUUGUGUGAGGAUGAAAAUACCAUGAAAGAACUAUUGUCCAUACGGCAUCACAAAUACAGCACCCCACCUCCUGUGAUUGCUGUUCCUCCACCCUUUCUUGCCAUAGCAAAGAGUAAAACUGUAAGGAGCAAAGCUUCUGAGGAGAGCAUGAAUGCCAUCACCAGCAGUAGUAACCAUGCAAACAGCGGGAGUGCUGCUGCAUCUAGCAACCCAAGGACCACAGAUAUAAAACGGACAGUGGAUGCAGAAGAGCUGGAUGAGAAAGACGAGGAUGAGAGGGACCACGCAGUUCCAGUUAAGAACGACAGUUACGUCAAGCUAAAGAGGAACAUGGUGAAAAAGCACAAUACGAUGGGCAAUCUGCUGCUAGAAAACAGCAAGCUGUGCAAAGAGUUCAGUAGGAAACAGUCCUCCAGACGCUACAGUUCUAUGCUUGAACAGAGGAAGAAUCUUCCAGCUUGGCAAGAGAAAGAGCACAUCCUAGAUGCACUGGACCAGUGUCAGGUGCUGGUGAUCAGUGGCAUGACUGGGUGUGGUAAGACCACUCAGGUUCCUCAGUUCAUUCUAGAUGCCUCUUUGAGUGGCCCCGCGGAGCAAGUGGCCAACAUCAUCUGCACGCAGCCUCGCCGCAUUUCUGCCAUGUCAGUGGCUCAGAGAGUGGCACAGGAGCGCGCAGAGUGUCUGGGGAACUCUGUGGGCUACCAGAUCCGCCUGGAGAGUGUCAGGACUUCAGUCACCAGGCUGCUAUACUGCACCACAGGGGUGUUGCUGAGGAGACUGGAGGGUGAGGCAGACCUCAGAGGAGUCACGCAUGUCAUCGUGGAUGAGGUGCACGAGCGAACAGAGGAGAGUGACUUUCUGCUUCUGGUGCUCAAAGACUUGAUGGUGCAAAGGCCUGACUUGAAGAUUAUCCUCAUGAGUGCCACUCUUAAUGCAAACCUCUUUUCUGACUAUUUCUAUAACUGUCCUACUAUCCACAUACCAGGGCGCACCUUUCCUGUUGACCAGUUUUUUCUUGAAGAUGCCAUUGCUAAUACUCGCUAUGUCAUUGAGGAUGGUAGCCCUUACAUGCGCUCAGGAAAACAGAAUCAGUCAACCACGGGUGCCCGAAGCAGAGGGGACCUGAGUUGCGUGGUAGAUGAUUUGAGUGAAGAUGUCUGGAACUUCAUGUCUUUCUGUAAUAAAGACUUUGUCAAAGACUCGGUCCCAGACCAACAGCUCAGCCUGCAGGAUCUCACCAUCAGAUACAAAGAUACUAAGAAGUCUGUGCUCAAAACCAUCGCCACAAUGGACCUGGACAAGAUCAAUAUGGACCUGGUGGAAAGCCUGCUGGAGUGGAUAGUAGAAGGAAAGCACAACUACCCACCUGGUGCAGUGCUGGUGUUUUUGCCAGGCCUCGCUGAGAUCAAGAUGCUCUAUGAGCAGCUUCAGUCCAAUAGAAUGUUCAACAACAGGGGCGCGUCCAGGUGCGUGGUGUACCCCCUUCACUCAACAUUGUCCAAUGAGGAGCAGCAAGCAGUUUUUAGCCGGCCUCCAGAUGGUGUCACAAAGAUCAUCAUCUCCACUAACAUUGCUGAGACCUCAGUAACCAUCGACGACGUGGUUUAUGUCAUCGACUCUGGAAAAAUGAAGGAGAAAAGGUACGAUUCAUCUAAAAGCAUGGAGAGCCUGGAGGACACGUGGAUUUCUCAAGCUAACGCGCUGCAGAGAAGGGGUCGAGCAGGUCGUGUGGCCUCGGGGGUCUGCUUCCACCUCUUCACCAGCCACUGCUUUAAACACCAGCUGGCUGAGCAGCAGCUGCCUGAGAUCCAGAGAGUGCCACUAGAGCAGCUCUGUCUCCGAAUCAAGAUCCUGGAUGUGUUCGCGGAGCAGCCGCUGGAGUCAGUCUUCUCUCGGCUCAUCGAGCCCCCGUCAGUGGGAAGCUUGGACGCUGCCAAGCAGCGCCUUCAGGACCUGGGAGCUCUGACCACAGAUGAGAAGCUGACCCCGCUGGGCUACCACCUGGCCUGCCUGCCUGUCGACGUGCGCAUCGGAAAGCUCAUGCUGUUCGGCGCCAUCUUCCGCUGCCUUGACCCAGCACUCACCAUUGCUGCAAGUCUGGCCUUCAAAUCCCCAUUUGUGUCUCCAUGGGAUAAGCGAGAGGAAGCAAAUAAAAAGAAAGUGGAGUUUGCAGUGGCUAAAAGUGACCAUCUAGCUUUGUUGCAGGCAUACAAGGGAUGGUGCUCCGCAGCAAGGAAUGGCCACCGUGCCAGCUUCCUCUACUGCAGGGAGAACUUCCUGUCAUGGCGGGGUUUACAGGAGAUCGCCAGUCUGAAGAGGCAGUUUGCUGAGCUGUUGUCUGACAUUGGCUUCAUCAAGGAGGGACUGAAGGCCAGGAUUAUUGAGCAAAUGUCUUACAAGGGUACAGACGGGGUCAUGGAAGCUACUGGCCCUGAGGCAAACCUAAAUUCCAGUAACAUCCGGCUGAUGUCCGCCAUGCUGUGUGCUGCCCUCUAUCCUAACGUGGUCCAGGUACGAGCUCCUCAAGGGACUUAUAAGAAGACGGGCACGGGAGUGAUGAAGAUGCAACCCAAAGCCAACGAGCUCCGCUUUGUGACCAAGAACGACGGUUACGUCCACGUGCAUCCAUCAUCCGUCAACUACACGGUUCGCCACUACAACAGCCCGUACCUGGUUUACCAUGAGAAGGUGAAAACGAGUCGCGUUUUCAUCAGGGACUGCAGCAUGGUGUCUGUUUACCCGCUGGUGCUAUUUGGAUGCGGACAGGUCAACGUGGAGCUGCACAGAAGGGAGUUUGUCAUCUCCCUGGAUGAUGGGUGGAUCCGAUUUGCUGCUGCUUCACACGAGGUGGCUGAGCUUUUGAAGGAGCUGCGCUGGGAGCUGGACCUGCUUCUGGAGGAUAAAAUCAAAAACCCGAGCAUGGACCUGUGCAGCUGCCCCCGUGGCUCCAGCAUCAUACAAAUGAUCGUCCACCUCAUCUCUACAGAGUAGCUCUGCUACUCAAAGCUUCCUUUAUUAUUAUUUCUUUAUUUAAAGGGCUCAGAUGCAUGGAGCCCCAGUGAUAAUGUUUUUGUGCUCCUGCAUCACUCCCACAAAGUCUUUAUUAAAAAUUCUUUAAAAAGUCAAUAUUACUGCAUUGAUGGUGGAUAGUCAGAGGAAGAUUAGCUGGGCAAAUAUUUGACAUGAGCUCAGUUUCAGUACACCACAGUGUUGCCACCUUACACUUAAAAGUGUUGUUUUCCACUGAGUUGCUGUUGCACUCAAGGUUUUUAAAGCAAAUUCUGCCUUUAAAGAAAAAAAUGUCUCUAUGCAGGUGAUUAUUAAGAUUCCACUCUUAUUCCUGCUGGACUAAAGCAGCUAAUGCUUCGUUCAGUUUUUGAUGUCAUACUACCGCUGCAUGGUAUGUGCACAUAAAUUGGCACAUGAUUGGUUGUUAAGUGAUGUCACAGAGUUUGUAUACAGUGGUUUUUUUAUUUUGGGUUGUGUCUUGCUCACAACUGAGAAGUUUCUUGGGUCCAUAUUGGAUUUUGUACUAUGAGUUUAUUUGUAAUGCAUGACUAAAAGAUCCAAGAGCUUCUGCAUGGUAUACAGUUGGUGUACAUUUACUGAAUGUAUUUAAAUGUUAAAGUACAAUUUCACAAUGUGAAUGCAAGGGCUUUUUACACCAGGAUGAUUUGGUGAGAGCUGCCAAAGAAACUGGAAAGCUACUGUCUUAACAUGAAUUCCACUGAACGCUGCACUACCAUUAAAUUAUUGUGAUGAUAACCUGUUGUUCGCUGUUUUUCUUCCUUACUUAAUGUAAGCGGUGUGUGCUGUUUGAUGCCCAGCUGUGUCUCAGAUACAGCAAAAGAAUUUAAGCUCCGGUGGAAGGCCAACCCCCUUCAUACAUGAGCAAGUCCGGUCUGUUUCUACGACAACAGGAUGUAAACAGAUGGGGUAUCACUGUCACCGCUGAAGCCAUUCGAGUGCCACUUAAAGUGCCAAGGCGAGAGCUGGUAUGAAAUGAUUGCAUUUUAUUAUCAUUUUAGGCACUUUGUCCUAAAAACUUUAAAUCUUUCUUGGCAGAGAAAAACCUGAUUUCUUGUUUUACAGAUGAAAAUCUGAUCACUUACUGAAGCAAGAUUGACAUUCGCUAUGGUAAAGUAAAAAAAAAAAGACAUUUAUAUAUUUAUAGAUGAGUGAUUAAAC
This is a messenger RNA of Haplochromis burtoni (Burton's mouthbrooder), 5649 nucleotides long. It is a transcript of the gene dhx57, whose product is annotated as DEAH (Asp-Glu-Ala-Asp/His) box polypeptide 57. NCBI's taxonomy places the organism in Eukaryota, Metazoa, Chordata, Actinopteri, Cichliformes, Cichlidae. Gene Ontology annotation, molecular function: ATP binding; protein binding; metal ion binding. The coding region runs from base 145 to 4452 and encodes 1435 amino acids. The transcript has 25 exons. Gene Ontology annotation, cellular component: intracellular anatomical structure. The record is from RefSeq and is a predicted model, not a curated record.